CGUAAUCCCCAUCCGGCGCCGUAACCGUCUACCGAGGCGUCGUCUGCUCUCACUACAUUCGUUUUCUCUAGCGAGUUCCGAUGGGGGGAAGGAGAUAGCCAACAGUGCACCACUUUCGCGUCGGCCAUUGCAGGCAACACUAGGCGUGUUAACAAGGAGAACUAAUAUGCUAGCUGCCCAGAUUCUCCCACUUAUUCACAUCUCUCACAGAUGUAGAUGUCCUGCAAGAAUCCCAUCUUCGCAUUCUGGUCGCGUUUCCAGGAAAGUUAGUCGUGUCGAGGGGUUUAAACCUCACGAGCUUAUCACUCUUAAUAAACGAAGCCACCCUAUUUCUGCUCUGAAUACAAACGAUGGCCAUCCAAUUUUAUCAGCGUCUGAAGCAUCUGUGAACAAAGAUUCUGAACUGAAUAAUGAAUUGAGUUCGUUUCUGAACCAGUGGUCGCCUCCUCGGUACUUAUGGAGAGGACUAUCGGUUUCUAUAUUAGCAGGCCAAGUGAUCAUCAGGGCUAUAAAGGGCAAAAUCCACUGGAAAAACACUCUGCAGCAGCUGGAAAGAGUCGGCCCUAAAUCAGUCGGCGUUUGUCUCCUGACAUCGGCAUUUGUUGGCAUGGCCUUCACAAUCCAAUUUGUCCGGGAAUUCACUCGAUUAGGACUGAAUAGAUCUAUCGGCGGUGUCCUCGCCCUCGCCUUUUCGCGCGAGCUAAGCCCCGUUGUCACAUCCAUCGUAGUCGCUGGCCGUAUUGGCAGCGCAUUUGCCGCUGAAUUGGGCACAAUGCAAGUCUCCGAGCAAACAGACACUCUGAGGGUUCUCGGCGCGAAUCCUGUCGAUUAUCUGGUGACCCCUCGAGUCCUGGCCUCGUGUAUUGCCCUCCCAUUUUUAACCCUGAUGUGCUUCACUGUGGGAAUGGCGUCGAGCGCCCUCCUUGCAGACAGCGUCUACGGCAUCAGCAUCAAUAUUAUCUUAGACUCUGCUCAACGAUCUCUCCGAUCGUGGGAUAUAAUCAGCGCCAUGAUUAAGUCUCAGGUCUUCGGCGCGAUUAUAUCAGUGGUGAGCUGCGCUUGGGGCGUGACAACUCUUGGAGGCGCCAAGGGUGUCGGGGAAUCUACAACCUCGGCUGUGGUUGUGUCUCUGGUCGGGAUAUUUAUUGCGGAUUUCGCCCUCUCGUACUUCUUCUUCCAAGGAGCUGGAGAUUCCCUCAAGAACUGUAUGUAACAAUCUUUUACAUUUCCUUAUGUCUUUUACAUAUCGAUAAUAUUUUCGCUACUUAGCCAGUCUUAAGUCUUUUCAAUACACCGUAUUGUCGAACUUGUAGGUUAAUCGAUUCAAUAUUGAGCUAUUUUAUGGUUUUGUCUUA
This is a messenger RNA of Andrographis paniculata, 1355 nucleotides long. RefSeq names its product protein TRIGALACTOSYLDIACYLGLYCEROL 1, chloroplastic. Gene Ontology annotation, biological process: phospholipid transport. Lineage: Eukaryota; Viridiplantae; Streptophyta; Magnoliopsida; Lamiales; Acanthaceae. The coding region runs from base 167 to 1213 and encodes 348 amino acids. The record is from RefSeq and is a predicted model, not a curated record. The transcript has 3 exons. Gene Ontology annotation, cellular component: ATP-binding cassette (ABC) transporter complex.